UAUAACCAAGCAAGCAACAACUGCCCACAAUUGUGCUUUUCUCUUCUGAAAAGAAUCUCUUGCUUUCGCAGCUAGCAUUGCUCCCAUAUCUCCCGUAGCCUCUCUCCUUCACAUGAUUCAAUAGAAACCCAUUGCUAAUCAAUUAUGGAAGUAGAAAUACAAUCACAUACUACCAGCACAGCCAUUACACAAGAUAAGCUAACCCAAAACCGAGAACCCGCUACGCAAACCCCACCAAAUAUGACUCAAGAACUCCCUAUCACCACCAUCAAAUUACCAAAGAAGCUUACUCUCGUCCCUCUCAUAUUCUUAAUCUAUUUUGAAGUCGCUGGUGGCCCUUAUGGUGAAGAACCUGCUGUCCAGGCUGCAGGCCUUCUGUAUGCUCUUCUUGGUUUCUUGAUAUUUCCUUUUAUAUGGUGUAUUCCUGAGGCUAUGAUUACAGCUGAGCUUUCCACAGCAUAUCCUGGAAAUGGAGGAUAUGUAAUGUGGGCUGAUCGUGCUUUUGGUCCCUUUUUUGGAUCCUUGAUGGGGGCUUGGAAAUUCCUGAGUGGUGUCAUUAAUAUCGCUUCUUUUCCAGUCUUUUGCAUAUUAUAUUUGGACAGGGUACUCCCUGUGUUGGAUUCAGGUUGGCCUCGAGGCAUUGCAAUUUUAAUUUUAACACUAGUUCUAUCUUUUCUCAACUAUACUGGAUUAACCAUAGUUGGGUAUGCUGCUGUUGUACUUAGUAUAGUUUCUCUUUCUCCUUUCAUAAUCAUGUCCUUCAUGGCAAUCCCCAAGAUUCAUCCCCAUAAAUGGCUCAGUUUAGGCCAAAAAGGUGUGAAUAAAGAUUGGACUUUGUUCUUCAAUACCCUUUUUUGGAACUUCAAUUUCUUUGAUAAUGUCAGUACUCUAGCUGGAGAAGUGGAUAAACCUCAGAAAACAUACCCUUUGGCUCUGUUUGUGGCUGUGAUAUUCAUUUUUGUGUCUUAUUUGAUUCCUCUCUUUGCGGUGACUGGUGCUCUUUCCGUAAAUCAAAGUGAAUGGGAGUCAGGAUUCCAUGCCACUGCAGCAGAGAUGAUUGCAGGGACAUGGCUCAAAUAUUGGAUUGAAAUUGGUGCUGUAUUAUCUGCUAUAGGUAUGUAUGAGGCUCAAUUGAGCUGCUACACCUACCAGCUUCUUGGUAUGGCUGAUUUAGGAUUUGUGCCUACCUUCUUUGCUAAAAGGUCUAAAUGGUUUGAUACUCCUUGGGUAGGGAUUUUGCUUUCAACUUUGAUCACAAUUGGGGUAUCAUUCAUGGAUUUUAUUGAUAUUAUUUCAUCAGCUAAUUUUCUGUAUAGUUUAGGUAUGUUAUUGGAAUUUGCAUCUUUUCUUUGGUUGAGAUGGAAAUUGCCAGAAUUGAGGAGACCGUACAGGAUUCCAUUGAAGCUGCCAAUAUUGGUGCUAAUGUGUUUGAUACCAUCUGGGUUUUUAGUCCUGACGAUGGUUUUUGCUCCUAAAACAGUUUGUUGGGUCAGUGGCAUCAUGACUGUGGGAUCCAUUGGAUGGUAUUUGCUUAACAAGUUUUGCAAGUCAAAGAAGUUGCUUAAGUACAGCAGUGGUGAAUCUGCUGAAUGAUGACAAAAGCCAGAAGAGAUUGUUGAAACAAAUGGAGGGGCUCUUGCACUGAGUUUCCUCAGGAUUAAGAUCCACAAUUUACUCUCUCUAUAUAUAUUGGUCUUUCAUCCUUUGUAUUUAUGUGUAAUUAUUGUGGUAUUAGCAAUUUGGGAUCAUAAUGCCAUAUUAAAAUGAUUGUUUGUGAAA
This is a messenger RNA of Hevea brasiliensis (rubber tree), 1779 nucleotides long. Its product is annotated as probable polyamine transporter At3g13620. Gene Ontology annotation, molecular function: transmembrane transporter activity. Lineage: Eukaryota; Viridiplantae; Streptophyta; Magnoliopsida; Malpighiales; Euphorbiaceae. Gene Ontology annotation, biological process: transmembrane transport. Gene Ontology annotation, cellular component: membrane. The transcript has a single exon. The record is from RefSeq and is a predicted model, not a curated record. The coding region runs from base 145 to 1593 and encodes 482 amino acids.